AUGAGGGCAUGGGAGAAACCCUGCCCUGGCGAGAACGGAUUUUCCGAGCAAGCCUGGCAUACCAAUGGCAAUGGGGGAGGUCCGUUCUUCAGAUUAUUGGUAUUGGGAGUUUUGGCGUCUUUGGCCGUGGCUGAUGUCAAGGAAUUGUCACGAGAAUAUCUGCCACCCAAGCUGGAAAGUGCUAGUGUCACAUUGAAUCAAGAAUACCUGCCACCCACCAAAUUGGACAUUCCCGAAGUGCAACAGGAUGAGGUGGAGGAUAAUAAUAUUGAAGUGCCCUAUGUAGUGCAAAUCACUAGGCAAGGCUUUCCCGGUGCUUUUCCCGGAGCCUUCCCUGGUUCAUUCCCAGGUGCAGGAGGCUUCCCCGGAGCAGGGGGCUUCCCCGGAGCAGGAGGCUUCCCCGGAGCCUAUCCUGCCUAUCAAGGUUUCCCCGGUGCCGGUUACGGAGGUGCAGGUUUCCCCGGUCAAGGUUUUGGUUUUCCCGGUCAAGGUUUCGGUUUCCCCGGCCAAGGAUUUGUUAAUCCCGGAUUUGGCGGUGCAGGUUUCGCUCGUCCCGGUUUCCCCGGCUUUGGCAACUACUUCUCCGAACAGAUCAAGGAAGAGGAGUCCAAUGGCGAUAAUGGAAAUUCUGCCAACAACGAUUUGAAUUUGCGCGAUGCUCCUGAAACCGAAUAUGACAGCACCAAUGGUGGUUAUCUCUAUAAUAAACCAGCCAAGACUUUUUAA
Molecule: messenger RNA, 726 nt
Organism: Stomoxys calcitrans (stable fly)
Lineage: Eukaryota; Metazoa; Arthropoda; Insecta; Diptera; Muscidae
Exons: 2
Coding region: 1-726 (241 amino acids)
Source: RefSeq, a predicted model, not a curated record